Messenger RNA from Betta splendens (Siamese fighting fish), 3781 nucleotides. It is a transcript of the gene adamts15a, whose product is annotated as ADAM metallopeptidase with thrombospondin type 1 motif, 15a. The record is from RefSeq and is a predicted model, not a curated record. Gene Ontology annotation, molecular function: metalloendopeptidase activity; zinc ion binding. The coding region runs from base 200 to 3040 and encodes 946 amino acids. The transcript is spliced from 8 exons. NCBI's taxonomy places the organism in Eukaryota, Metazoa, Chordata, Actinopteri, Anabantiformes, Osphronemidae. Gene Ontology annotation, biological process: proteolysis; extracellular matrix organization.
GAGUCAGCACACACACAGAUGGUGAAUGGGAAUGGGUCAUGACCAGGAGGAGUUUACUCUGCCGCGUCGUUUCAGAACCCCUCGCAUUGGAUUAUGCUCUUCAUUGUGACCAGUGUGUGUCACCGCGUCCACUGAGCCUCCGCAUUUAACGUCGCGCUCUCGUUGAUUGUUGCAUUCUCCACUGGAUGCAAGCAUCGUCAUGUUGAUCAGAACGACUCUUCUCCUCUACUUUGUGUCCUCACUCUCAGACCUCGUUAGGUGCAUGGAAAGUGACAUUUGCUUUCCAGUCAGACUGGAUAACCACAACCAUGACGGGAUGGAUUUUGACAACGACGUGGAUACCAAUAAUGGAAAACAUAUAAUAAAAAUACAAGCUUUCGAGCAAGAGUUUGUGAUUGAUUUGCAUCAAGACUCUAAUUUCAUUGCACCUUCCAUCUCUAACCAAGACUCACUCUGGCUCUCCAACAGCGAUGUCACCAUUGACCUGAGCCGGUGCUUUUACUCGGGAUAUGUGAAUUCUGACCGCUACUCUUAUGCUGCGUUGAGCCUCUGUAAGGGUUUCCAAGGUGCAUUUGGCUUCAGAGGAUGGGAAUAUUUCAUCAGCCCGCUGCAGAAUGACACCAGGGGCGCACAGAGUGCGCACAUCAUACGGCGCAGAACCAGCGUCCACCCAAAGCUCAAUUCAACAUCCAGGUGCGCAGUGGACAGCGACGUGAGUCUCCAGGUGCUUCAGUCACUGGAGAAAUACCGGCUGCUCAAAGUCCACAGCAACGUGACGGCAACGAUGCUGAAGAGAAUGGGACGAGCCAAACGGUUCGCUUCGGUCCCCAGGUACGUGGAGACGCUCGUGGUGGCGGACGAGUCCAUGGCGCAGUUCCACGGGGACGACCUGAAACACUACCUCUUGACCCUGAUGUCCGUGGCAGCGAGGCUCUACAAACACCCCAGUAUACGUAACUCCAUCAGCAUCGUAGUUGUGAAGAUCGUGAUCAUCACGGAAGAGGACAAAGGACCCAAGGUGACCGGGAACGCGGCGAUGACGCUGCGCAACUUUUGCACGUGGCAAAAAAAGAUGAACAAAAACAGCGACAAGCACCCCGACUACUGGGACACGGCGAUCCUUUUCACUAGACAGGAUUUGUGCGGAGCCUCGACCUGUGACACUCUGGGCAUGGCGGACGUCGGCACCAUGUGCGACCCCAAGAGGAGCUGCUCUGUGAUCGAGGACGACGGCCUGCCUUCGGCCUUCACCACUGCGCAUGAGCUUGGUCACGUUUUCAACAUGCCGCACGACAACGUGAAGGCCUGCCAGGACGUGUUUGGGAAGCUGCAGGACAACCACAUGAUGUCUCCAACGCUUAUUCAGAUCAACCGAACUAGCCCCUGGUCCCCCUGCAGUGCUGCAAUCAUCACUGAAUUUCUAGACAGUGGGCAUGGUGAAUGUUUGCUCGACCAGCCUCAGCAACCACUGGUCCUGCCAGAUGUGUUACCCGGAGUAGCUUACAACCUGGACCGCCAGUGCGAGCUUGCGUUUGGAGAGGCCUCCAAGCCAUGUCCCUUCAUGCAGCCGCCAUGCGGUCGUCUGUGGUGCACAGGAAAGUCCAAUGGCCAUUUGGUGUGUAUGACUCGACACUUCCCCUGGGCAGACGGCACAAACUGUGGGGAUGGACAGGUCUGUGACCGAGGUGUCUGCUCUGAAAAACAGCCCCACACUGUGAAGGUGGAUGGCCGCUGGGGCAGGUGGAGCAUGUUCGGCUCCUGCUCGCGAACAUGCGGCGGUGGCAUCCAGCUGUCUAAAAGAGAGUGUAGCAACCCAGUUCCUUCGAAUGGGGGCAAGUACUGCCAAGGUGUUCGGGUCAAGUAUCGCUCCUGCAACCUGAACCCCUGCUUGGACGCAGCUAAGACAUUCCGCGAGGAGCAAUGUGAGACCAGUGGCCGCAAUUUUAACAGCAAUCGUAUCGCGUCCUCUGCGGUUUGGGUCCCCAAGUACACUGGAGUAUCCCCUGACGAUAGAUGUAAACUCAUCUGCAGGGCUAAUGGCACCGGCUAUUUCUACGUCCUGUCACCCAAGGUUGUGGACGGAACUCCCUGCUCCCCAGACUCAACAGGAGUGUGUGUCCAAGGAAAGUGCAUUAAAGCUGGCUGUGAUGGAAAAAUUGGCUCAACAAAGAAGUUUGAUAAGUGUGGAAUCUGCGGAGGUGAUAACAAAGGCUGCAAGAAGGUGUCGGGCCUCUUCACAAAGCCUGUGCACGGCUACAACUUUGUGGUCACUCUGCCAGUGGGUGCAGCCAACAUAGACAUCCGUCAGCGAGGCUACAAGGGAAUGAUGAGUGAUGACAACUACUUGGCGGUGAAGAACAGCAAUGGCCAAUACCUGCUCAAUGGGAACUACGUUGUUUCCGCUGGGGAGAGGGACGUUAUUGUGAAGAACAGCUUGCUCCGCUACAGCGGCACAGACGGCCUCUCUGAGACCCUGCAGGCUGUGAAGCCUUUGGGAGAGGCCAUGACCGUGGAGGUUCUGUGUGCAGGCAAGAUGACACCUCCACGAAUCCGCUACUCCUUCUACCUUCCCCGUCAAGCCAAGGUGGACAAGACUCUGAAGAAGGAGGCACAUUUGAACUCGCACAACAGCGUCCUGUCUGAGGAUAGUGUAAAGGAAAAAGACGGAGACACUCUGAAGAGGCCUUACAGCAAGGACGAUCCAGCGCUGGAGAAAUGGACAUCCACAAACUGGGAUGAGUGCUCUGUGACCUGUGGAGGUGGGAUCCAGAGGAGGCUGGUGCAGUGUCUAAAACCCGACGGGAAGCCAGGGAUGGACUGUGACUCUUCACAAAGACCCUCGGCCACCAGGGCUUGUGGAGAGCCGUGCCCUGACUGGCAUAUUGGGCAGUGGUCGCCUUGCUCCAGGACCUGUGGGAAGGGCUUCAAGAGACGACCUUUGCAAUGCAAAACCCAAACUGGGAUUCUGCUCCCAAGGAACAACUGCGCUGGCUUACGCAAGCCGCAGGAGCUGGACUUCUGUAGCCUGAGGCCUUGCUAGUUGAUGACAUGCACCCAAUAGAGCAAAGUAAAUAUAGCUAUCACACACAUCAUAUCUGUCAGGUGCAGAUUUUUCACCUACCUUUUGAGAUACAGUUCUUGCUUGGAAGAACAAUAAAGAACAAAGAGCGUGACAACUGCAGGAGGAACACAGUAUUUUUAAAUGGCAUCACUGACUUUAAAAGCUGCCCAGGCGUAACUCUAGCCACAGUCACACUUGAAGUCUGUGUCAAAAAUAGGGAUCAUUUGGCUUAGCUUCAGGCUUAGCAUGAAGUAACUCAAAAGAUUCACAAAGAAAUCAUAGUGUUUAGUUAAUGGCACAUCACAGCAGCAUCAGUUACCUGGUCGGGUAACCCUGGUGGGAUACAUGGUGCUGCACCAGGCUAUACUGAUAAAACUAUGUUUUGGGCAUCACUGACUCUGUUACAUGUAUUUUUUUAUCAGGGAAGCUAUAGGAAUAGAUGUAGAAUUUAAUCAGAGAUGUGGCUCUAAUGCUACGUGUACUGCUGCUGCACCCAAAUAUGCAUCCAUACAUGUACUAUUGAAUCUGCUGGUUGGAAGUUAUGUCAGUCCAUGAGGGUGUGGCCAACAAUAGACCUACUCUAAUUGUACACACACAUUGUACACACACACACAUUGUACACACACACACACACACACACACACACACACACACACACACACACACACACACACACACACACACACACACACACACACACACACACACACACACACACAC